Molecule: messenger RNA, 691 nt
Organism: Arachis ipaensis
Lineage: Eukaryota; Viridiplantae; Streptophyta; Magnoliopsida; Fabales; Fabaceae
Source: RefSeq, a predicted model, not a curated record
UUCAAUCGGUGACAGAGGCAGAACUGGCGAGCCUUCCUCCUCCAGCGGCGGCUUGGUGAGACACGGCAGCAGCAGAGUGUGACAAUGGCGGCGCUGCAGCUCAGUAACGGCAACGCGGUGGCAGCUUGCGAGGAUGGCGACGGCAACCCGCAGCGCUGACGGUGACAAGGUUGGUCGCGAGCUUCUCUUCUGCGUGCGUCUCUCUCUAUUCUUCGUCGGUGACGCGACUCCACGGAACGGCAGCGACGACGGAGCACGAACAGCGACGGCGACGGGAGGCACAGCGACGUCUUCUUCCUCCUGCUCUUGGCUCGGGCUCGUCUCCCUCCUCUGGUUCCUUUCGCAAUGGUCCGACUUAAACGGCGAUGGAGGCGCGACGAAGGCACAGCGGCGCUACUCGAAGCUCCAUGAACGGCGGCGACAAAGCCCUCAGCAGCAGCGAUCCUGGGUUCAGCAACUGCACUCUCUGUUGAUCUCUUUCUCCCUCAGACGUGGCAACGACAGCGACGGCGGCACCCAACCCGCCAGCGCCGUCCUCUUCUCCUUCUCCCUCUCUUGUCCGUGUGUGAGUUUGAGUGGGACUGAGUGUGUUACGCUGAAGAAGGUAAAAGAUGGGUGGGGGUGCGGCUGAGGCAAAAGGGUUUAGGGUUAGGGUUUUUUAAUUUAGGAAUUAGCUUUCUGAUUCAAUUUG